Molecule: messenger RNA, 2013 nt
Organism: Botrytis sinoallii
Lineage: Eukaryota; Fungi; Ascomycota; Leotiomycetes; Helotiales; Sclerotiniaceae
Exons: 3
Coding region: 1009-2013 (334 amino acids)
Source: RefSeq, a predicted model, not a curated record
UUUUCCGUCUUCUUCCACCUCGCAUUUCUUUCCCAUUACCAUGAUCAUUAUGAUAUCCAUCUGUAUCCGUCUAUAUCCAUUUCGUUUCCAUAUAUUAUUUCCAUAAACAUGUCCAUAUAUGUCCCAUAUAUGUCCAUAUAUAACCCAUAAUAUUCAUUUUAUAUCCACAUAUCCAUAUAUCCAUAUAUCCAUUUAUAUAAUUCCCCAUAAAAAUAAACUCAUCUACCCCAUUUCCUCACACCGAACUUCAUCUUGAACUUCUUGCAUUACUUCGUACAAUGAAUUAAGUAUAUAGAGCUCUGAUAAUCCCGCUCCUUCGAUUCCUUUUUAAUUUGAUUCAUGUAAGUUUGCUUCGGACAGUCUUUCAAUCGUUCAAUCUUUCAAUCAUCCAAUCUUUCAAGUAUAAAGUAUUGAUUCCAACUCCUCGUUCGUUGCUCAUUACUUUCCCUCACUUUGUUUCGUGUUUCGAGUGUCUGGUGUUACGAUACGAGGAUAUACAAAGGAAGAAGAUCCAUAGUGAAGUCAAAGUUCAUUCUCGAAUUCACUCAUUUCUACAUCGAAAGAAAACGCAUCCGCGACUUGGCAAGACUCAAUCAAGAAUCAUAAUACAACAUAAUCGACUCUUUUCAGCAAGCCAAAGAAAGUCCAUUCAAACGUGCAUUACAUUACAUUGCAUUGCAUGAAGAAGGGGAAGGCAAGGCAAGGCAAGGCAAGGCAAAGGAUUCUUCUAUAAUCGAACAACCACCUGGGCAUUCAUUCUCAUUCAGACCAAGAAAGGGUGAUUGGAAAAUCGAACAUUGGAAUCACCUCAUCAGAAGGAUUUAUAUCUGCAUACAAACCUUGAUGCGACUUCCUACAUUACUUUAUACAUUCCUCAAACCUACAUUUUCCAAUACAUGCCAACAACUUCCUUCGAUCUCUCGCUCUCACUUCAGAACUACAUAACCAACCUCCCUCUCGGUUACAAUACAAAUAUAAUACAUCAGUCUUUAUUAUAAUUCUUCAAUUAUGAAUCCAACAAUGUCUCCACCACUUUCAAUGUCUUCGCGCAAAAGAUCCUCAUCCAUAUCAUCAUUCGAUUCUUUUGAUUCGGAUUUCUUCGAACAAACUUAUGUCCCACUCUCAAAUCUACCAACCCCACCUCUCUCCUCUCAUUCCUAUGAUACCACGGCAGCUCAAUCACCAAUAUCUCUUUUCAGCUCCGAUGAAAUCCUUGAUCCAGACUAUUUGGGUCCUGCAAUCCAUCUCACAAAUCUAAUCCCCUCCUCCACUUCUCUAACCGAUCCCUCCACUCAACUAGUGCACGCCAUAUUAACCCGCGCCGAUCUACCCAUCGAAAUCCUCGCCCUCGCAGUCUGCAUCCUCGAUUCCCUUAAUUCUAGAUUUGCUCGCUCGUGGCGAAUUUCAUAUCCCCUCGAAUCAUCCGAAGAUCAAUUACUCGAACAAUAUGAUUUCCCCAGUCCACAAUGUGCAGAAGAACAACACAUCGAUUCUACACAUCCCGAAGUGAUCGUUCUCGCAGCCCUCAUAUUGGCGAUGAAUUUAAUAGAUGAUCAACAAGGAACCACCCUUUACCAUGCGCAGAAAUGGGCAAGAGGAUUGUGGAGUUGUGAUCAGAUUAACUUCACGCAGAGAGCGAUUAUGGAAAAUUUGAAUUAUAGAUUACUACCACUUUGGAAAGAGGAAUUAUUGAGAAGCGAAGAUGAGUAUGGCGAGAGCGGCAAAGAGACAAUCGUCACAAUCAUAUUUGGGAAAGCUUGCAAGGGAAUUGAAGGAGAAAAUACACCACAACCGACACCAGUUGAAAUACCAUUUUGUGAAGAUUUGGUCAUGGGAAUCGGAAGUGAACGACCGCUGGGAGGUACAUCGAUGUUAAGUCGAGAAACAAAAAUAGCAUUUGGGGGAGUAUUGGGUGGAGAGUAUCAGGAUGUGGAUAUGGAUAUUGAUUUGGAGAGUUUUCCGACAUACGUGGAUUCUUUAAUGGUUCAUGAUGAACAUAUGAAUUUUGUAUGA